GGCUUGUUUAGCCGGUUUAGUUUCGGUUAGUCAGUAAAGGUGGUUUUGGAGCAGCUCGCUGAAGGAAAACUGGAAAUACGGCUGUCCGUUGGCCGAGUUUGUAAUCGUUAGGUCUGUGGAGUACUUGGAAUCAGAAGCCCUAUUUUAAGGAGUAACCUCCAGUAACAUCCAGCUUUACAUGUUAUCAGGGGAAAGACAUACACCCAUGUGAUUGAUGGCUGCUUGACCUGUUGAAAUGCACAAAAUUUUGUUCAAUGCCUAAUGUUAUUCCAAGCAAAUCUUCUCCUCCACCUGUGAGUGGAAUUGUAGAAGACCCCCAGUGCCCUAACCAAGAAACCCCUGACCAGACUGUGCUCCCACAGCAGAACCUGUUGGCCAAUGCAAAUGUGGAGGUGAAAGAACGACCACUAGUAUUCCCUACAGAGAACCCUAAUAUAUAUGAAGGGAACACCUCAAGGGAUGAUGGCCAUGAAUGUGGACAUGACAAAAGCAGAGAAGAAGUCAUCAAAGAGAUAGCGAUCAGCAGUGUUGCUUUCAUUGGUCCAGCAUGUCGACCAGUGACAGCAAUAGAGGAGGAACUGAGUGAGUUCUACAAAGAGCUUGAGGAGAUUAACCACCAAGACAGAGUUGAUGGUGAUACAGGAGUUAAUGAGGAUGUCUCACAGUCUUGUGAGCCAACACCCAACCCAUCUCCCAGAAAAGAGGCUUGGGGAACUGAUCAUACGAAAGCCUAUAGGCCUUAUCCACCGAUUCGGCCUCAAAGGGACUAUGGAAACAAUAGGAAAUGGGGGCCUCAGUCACACAGUGAUGCGCCUUGGGAAUUUUCAGACUCAUACAACAACCAAGGUCAGUGGCAGCAUCCCCCAUUUAGGCUUCCACAUGGACCACCAAGGAUCCAAUUUCAUGGCCCACAGCAUUUUUUUCCUCCGCCACCACCUGGGAAUCCCCUGCAACGUCCAUAUUUCCAGCCUCAGUUAAAUGACUACAGUCAUGCUGAGAGAAGCAACUGGUCCUCUUGCCAAGGACCCUAUUUCCCGCUUGGUUAUGACAUGGGACUUUCUUCACCUUACUGCUCUGGGUCAUUUCAACAGCAAGAAAGAAGCUCAAAUGAUUGGCAGCAUUAUGGGGAGCAGAAUUAUCAGGAGCAAGACCAGCACCAGCAUAAAAACGGCACACCUUUGGUUUUGAUACUGAUGAGGGGACUUCCAGGCUCUGGGAAAUCAACUCUGGCAAAGGGAAUAUUGUCCAGUGGCCCAAAUGGGCUAAUAUUGAGUACAGAUGACUACUUCUUCCAAGAGGACGGCUACUUCUUUGACCCCACCCUGCUUGGGGAUGCACAUGACUGGAAUCAGAAGAGAGCUACAGAUGCUAUGCUGAGGGGUCGUUCACCUGUUAUUAUUGACAACACAAAUGUUCAGGCUUGGGAAAUGAAGCCCUAUGUCGCAUCGGCUUUGGAGUGUGGAUAUAGAGUGGAGUUUGUUGAGCCUGACACCAGUUGGAAAUGUGAUCCUGCUGAGUUAGAAAAGAGGAAUAAGCAUGGGGUCCCACGGGAGACAAUAGCGAAAAUGCUGGAUCGAUUUGAGCUCCCUAUCAGCGUGGACAUUGUGAUGAAUUCCUUUGAGCCUCCCCAUAAAAGCAAAGAACGUCUUUCCAAACCACGCGGACAGAGAAGAUUUGAAGACAUGUAGCUCUUUCACUAUUUGAAGAUUGAACAUACUAUUUUUUUAUUUGCUGAUAGUUUGUAAACACUUUUAACAAGUUUUUUAAUGCUUUGUAAUAAUAUUUAUAAUUACAUUUUGAACUGUUCAGUGUGUGGUCAUGUGAAUGUUUUUAAACUUUUAUUAAUUAUUUGUUUAAAGAAAUUUUAUAUUAACUGUGCUCAGAUCUCUACUUUGUUUGCAUUCGUAAAGCAUUGGGCCUGUGCCCUCCUGUCAUUGCUGUCUAAAUCUUCAACAAAUGAAUUCACUGUCAUUAAAGUAAUUAAUGAUGA
This is a messenger RNA of Colossoma macropomum (tambaqui), 1990 nucleotides long. It is a transcript of the gene n4bp2l2, whose product is annotated as NEDD4 binding protein 2-like 2. The transcript is spliced from 7 exons. The record is from RefSeq and is a predicted model, not a curated record. The coding region runs from base 255 to 1688 and encodes 477 amino acids. Lineage: Eukaryota; Metazoa; Chordata; Actinopteri; Characiformes; Serrasalmidae. Gene Ontology annotation, cellular component: nucleus. Gene Ontology annotation, molecular function: transcription corepressor activity. Gene Ontology annotation, biological process: negative regulation of transcription by RNA polymerase II.